This is a messenger RNA of Sebastes umbrosus (honeycomb rockfish), 1692 nucleotides long. RefSeq names its product thymidine kinase 1, soluble (gene tk1). Gene Ontology annotation, molecular function: ATP binding; thymidine kinase activity. The transcript has 6 exons. Lineage: Eukaryota; Metazoa; Chordata; Actinopteri; Perciformes; Sebastidae. Bases 100 to 801 code for a protein of 233 amino acids. Gene Ontology annotation, biological process: thymidine metabolic process. The record is from RefSeq and is a predicted model, not a curated record.
ACGGGAAAUAUUCAACAUUUAGAUUCUUGUCGGACAUAGUCAGUAAUAUAUUUGUUAUUCAUUUAACUGUUUUUGUUGUUUUUAUUAUAAGGCAUUAUAAUGAGAAUGGACUGCGUGGAUUCUCCCAGAGUUCUGCCUCAUUCACCGAGGAGAGCACAAGGACAGAUCCAGGUCAUCUUUGGACCCAUGUUUUCAGGCAAAAGCACUGAACUGAUGCGAAGAGUGCGCCGGUUCCAGAUAGCCCAGUACAAAUGCUUGGUGAUCAAAUAUGCCAAAGACACACGUUAUUCUGACACAGGCGUGGUCACACAUGACAAAUACACAAUGGAAGCUGUACCAGCCAACUGUCUGGGAGACAUACGGCCUCUGGCAUUAGAAGUCUGCGUCAUUGGAAUUGAUGAAGGACAGUUUUUUCCAGACACAGUGGAGUUUUGUGAAGAGAUGGCCAAUUUAGGGAAGACGAUCAUUGUCGCUGCUCUGGAUGGAACCUUCCAGAGAAAGGCAUUUGGAAACAUCCUGAACCUCGUCCCUCUAGCGGAGAGCGUAGUGAAGCUAAACGCCGUCUGCAUGCAGUGUUACAAAGAAGCUGCCUACACCAAGAGGAUAGGAGCAGAGAAGGAGGUGGAGGUGAUCGGUGGAGCUGACAAGUAUCAGGCCGUGUGUAGAAGGUGUUACGGCGGUCUGGUGGUGGACAAAGAGAACAGCGCUCCCCUCAGGAACGAAACUCCACAACAGGUCCUCGCAGGAAAACCCGUGGAGUCCGCGGUUCCCAGGAAGCUUUUCGCUUCUCUCCAGCUCUAAACACAAACAUUUGGUUCUGUUCCAAAUCGCAUUCUUUUUUGUUUUUUUCUUUUUACUUCAGUACGUACUACAGCUGUCCUUACAAAGUACGCACUGUUGCAUGCGGUAUGCAUGCACACAAAUGGGACAUACCAAUUUGUCAUAACAUUGCGCCUUGAACUUUGACCCUCUUGCUCAUAUCCGUUGCGCUUCUGAAGAAAUUUGAAGUAAAAAGAAAAAGUAUAGGAUUUGGAACGCAGCCUAUAUUAAUGUAUUGAUUAACAUUGUACAAACAAAUCACAAAAAUAUGUAAAGUUAGUAGCCUACUUACACUUGAAUGCGCUGGCUGUCAUUGCGGCUUCUGUCAAUUGGCUGUCAGCGGCUGUCAUCUGUCUGCGCUCUCUCUCUUGUUUAUUUUAUAGAUAAGUCACUGGUGACGUAUCUUCCGCUUCGCAGAGGAUUGUGGGUCAGAAUAGCCAGAAAAACAUGCUGGCUUGCAUACUGAAAAAAAUGCAACCGGGUACAGUAAGACAUCCUGGUAUUUUUGGCAUAGUGUAUUUGAAAUACUAUGUAUAAGGACAUACUAAAUCUUUUUCUUUCAUACUAAAUAGUAUGGUUGUAUGGGUAUUCCAACGCACACCAAGACUUGCUGAAGAACUCGAGUGGAGAGUAUAAAUCCAGGAAUCAAAUGUUUUUUAUGUGUGUGUGUGUGUGUGUGUGUGCGAGCAAUGUUGGGAAAAUGGAUUCUUUUAUCUGACAUUAACUUUUAAAUGUUUUUGGAUUGUAGUUUCCUCCUAUUUUACUAUGAAGCUUAUGCUAAAGACCUGGAUUUGAUCAGCCUAAUUGGUAUGUUUUAUGUUUUUACUUGAUAAUAACCCUGAAAAUGAGUAAACCAACUACUAACGCAUUGCC